AUGGCGCGCCCGCGCAUCCCCGCCCUCUAUGGCAUCCUCCAGUUCUGCCUCCGCCUGACUCUCGUCGUCUUCGAGGUGUGCGCUCUCGCCGCCCUCGUCAUGCUGUCGAAAUUAAGCUUCCAUUUUCCCCUGGGCUACCUUACAUCCGUGUCAGGCAUCAUCUUUUGCAUGGCCGAGAUGGUGAGCCUCGCCAACUCGACGGGCCAGAUCCCGCGCAUGCGCACCGGCGCCAUCGUCGUCGUCGACUUCGUUCUCUUUGUCCUCGGACUCGUCGCCUUCUUCUACUUCAUUAUCCUCAACGGUUGGCGCAGCGGCAGCCCCAACCACGAGUACCGCGCCUGGCGCAACGACCCCCUGCGCAUCGAGAAGACCACUUGGGCCCCUUGGUACAUGUGGCUCCAGCUCAUCGCUGCUGUCAUGCACUUCCUGUACAUGAUCAUGCACUGCGUUGACGCCUGCAAAGAGAACGCCCCCGACCAGCAGCGCCACCGCCGCCAGAGGAGGAUGAUGAGGGAUGCCGAGAGGCGGGAACGGCGGGCCGACCGGGACGCCGCCUCGGCGGGGCACCAAGACCCCGAAACGGCCCAGGUUUCGACGAGGUGA
Messenger RNA from Colletotrichum graminicola M1.001, 603 nucleotides. RefSeq lists its product as uncharacterized. The record is from RefSeq and is a predicted model, not a curated record. The coding region runs from base 1 to 603 and encodes 200 amino acids. The transcript has 2 exons. Lineage: Eukaryota; Fungi; Ascomycota; Sordariomycetes; Glomerellales; Glomerellaceae.